Messenger RNA from Paralichthys olivaceus (Japanese flounder), 3238 nucleotides. It is a transcript of the gene ezra, whose product is annotated as ezrin a. The record is from RefSeq and is a predicted model, not a curated record. Gene Ontology annotation, cellular component: microvillus; cytoskeleton; adherens junction. Gene Ontology annotation, biological process: regulation of organelle assembly; positive regulation of protein localization to early endosome; positive regulation of early endosome to late endosome transport. Gene Ontology annotation, molecular function: actin binding; cell adhesion molecule binding. Lineage: Eukaryota; Metazoa; Chordata; Actinopteri; Pleuronectiformes; Paralichthyidae.
AAUUGUCUUGCUCUGCUGGGUUGAUCACGCCGGAGGUAAAGCUCUCAGUUUUUCUGUGACAGUAACCAAGUGGAAACCUCCCACGUUAGCACGCACAGAGAUCUACGCACGCACGAGUUCAAAGGACACAAGCCCUGCCCUUGAGUCUGCCUGUGAGAGCGCAGCGCCGUUCUUUAUCAGGUGAGGGUUCUGCUGGGAGUUGGCCACUGCAGCCUCCGUCCACCUGGGAAACACUUUCUUCUGCUGGAGCUCUUCCACCCACCACAGACAAGAUGCCGAAAACAGUCAAUGUUCGCGUCACCACGAUGGACGCAGAGCUGGAGUUCUCCUUCCACCGCAACACCACAGGGAAGCAGCUCUUUGACCAGGUUUCCAGAACCAUCGGUCUACGUGAGAUUUGGUACUUUGGGCUGCAGUUCACCGACAUCAGAGGACUCACCGCAUGGCUGAACUUUGAGAAGAAGGUGAUGGCCCAGGAAGUGAAGAAGGAGACGCCCCUGCAGUUCAAACUGAAGGCCAAGUUCUACCCAGAGGACGUGACUGAGGAGCUGAUCCAGGACGUCACCAGGAGGCUCUUCUUCCUGCAGGUGAAGGAGGACAUUCUGUCAGAGGCCAUCUACUGCCCCCCGGAGUCCGCCGUGCUGCUCGCCUCCUACGCCGUCCAGGCCAAGUUUGGAGAGUACAACAAGGCGGGGCACCAACAGGAUUACCUGUCCGGAGAGCACCUGCUGUCCAAGAAAGUGCUGAAGCAACACAAGCUGUCCAAGGAGCAGUGGGAGAGGAGGAUCCAGAACUGGCACGAGGAGCACGGCUCAAUGCUGAAGGAAGAGGCCAUGCUGGAGUACCUGAAGAUCACUCAGGACCUGGAGAUGUACGGCGUCAACUACUUUGACAUCAAGAACAAGAAAAACACUGAGCUGUGGUUGGGAGUCGACGCUCUGGGACUCAACAUCUACGAGAAGGAUGACAGGCUGACUCCAAAGAUCGGAUUCCCCUGGAGUGAAAUUCGAAACAUUUCUUUCAAUGAUAAGAAAUUUGUCAUCAAGCCCAUAGACAAGAAAGCCCCCGAUUUUAUAUUCUACGCUCCACGGCUGCAAGUCAACAAACGCAUCCUUCAGCUGUGCAUGGGCAACCACGAGCUGUACAUGCGCCGCCGCAAGCCUGACAGCAUCGAGGUGCAGCAGAUGAAGGCUCAGGCCAAAGAGGAGAGGCUGCAGAAGAAGAUAGAGAAGGAUCAGCUGGAGAGUGAGAAGAGAAGGAGGGAGGCCAUCGAGAGAGAGAAGGAGCUGAUGGAGAAAGAGAAGCGGGAUCUGAUGAGGAAGCUCUACGAGUUUGAGGAGACGACCAAGAGAGCAGAGAGAGAGCUUCAGGAGCAGCUGGACCGGGCCGUGAGGCUGGAGGAGGAGAGGAGGAAGGUGGAGCAGGAGGCGGCACGGCUGGAGGCCGAGAGGAUGGAGGCCAUAAUAGCCAAGGAGGAGCUGGCCAGGCAAGCCGAGGACCAGAUAAAGAGCCAGGAGCAGCUGGCUGCAGAACUGGCCGAGUACAGCGCCAAGAUUUCUCUGCUGGAGGAGGCCAAGAGAGUCAAGGAGGAAGAGGCGGACUCAUGGCACAACAAGGUCAUGGAAGUGGAGGAGAAUCUGCUGAAGACGAGAGAAGAGCUGACCCUGGUGAUGACCACCGCCAACUCAGCUCCUGCACCCGCUCCUGCACCCACUCCUCCUGCUUCCUCCUCCUCCUCCUCCUCCUCCUCGGACAGCGAGAGUGACCACGAAAACAGCGAGGACAACAGCAUCUACAGCGCCGAGCUGCCGACGCAGUGCAUGAACGACCACCGUGAGGAGGAGGAGAGGCUCACGGAGGCCGAGAAGAACGAACGCCUGCGGAAAAAACUCUCGGCCCUGAGCUCCGAGCUGGAGAAAGCCCGGGAUGAGAACAAAGAUACCCAGAACGACCUGCUCCACGCCGAGAACGUCCGAGUCGGCCGGGACAAGUACAAGACCCUGCGUCAGAUCCGCCAGGGCAACACCAAGCAGAGGAUUGACGAGUUCGAGGCCUUGUAGAAAACCUCAGAGACCCGAUGAUCUCUCCCAAAUACCUCAAACACCUCCCAUUCCACCAUCUUUUAAUUUAAAGUGUGAUGUAAUUCCAGACACAUCUGCUCUUAAACACCCAGAGAAAGCAUGAAGAUGAUAUUUGUGAUAAACCUUCAUGAGCUUUAUCAGUUUAACUUUUUCUUGGAAGAACUUUUUUUUCCCUUGUCGCCCUCAAACAUCUCCAGUGUGCACUUUAGUCCAUGUUGCUUUGACGACUGUGUGUACACCUUUAAAACAAACAAACCAUAAAGCUAGCUUUAUUGAAUCUGGCUCUGCAGUUUUGUUAUUAAUUAAAUUUUAAAUAAUGUUGUGAAGCUAACGAUCAAUUCAUUAUUAAAUGAUAUGCUGUUUUUUUUUUUGUUUGUUAAUUGUUUCAUCUUUAAAACGUCAGAAAACUCCGGGGUCAUGUUCCAAAACUGAAUUUAAUUUUUUUUUUUUUACAUCAUGAAACAGAGACAAACACCAAACCAUCACAUUUCAGGAGCUGACAGAGAAAGUUGAGCAUUUUAAUCAAUUACUUAUUAAGCAAUUAGCAAAAACAUUGAUGAUUCCUUUUCUGUUAAUCGAACAGUUUCAGCUCUAACUUUUUUCACAUUUAUCCAAACAUUAUUUAACUAGUGUGAAUAUGCUGAAUCCUGAAUUUAAUUGGCUUCGUGAUUUAUUAAGUUUAAGAUGCUUCUGAUUGAAUUUCCCCAUUUAAAUAUUUAAUAUGAUUUGGAAACCAGUUUUAUUUAAUUCACCUUCUUCUUUCAGUGUUGUCAUCUGAAGUUUCCAUCCUGUUAAAAAAAAUUUCAGGGAAAAUUAGGAUCAUAGCAGUUACUGUUAAAAAGCCUUUUGGUAUUUAAAACUAAGAAAAGCCCAAACUGAAGCUGUACUCUGACAGAUCCUGAUUUGUAGUCUUUGAGUAAAGUUCAUGUUGACCAAAAUAGUUCGACCUCCUGCUCCUGUCUCUUAAAAGUGAUUUACACGCAGACUUAGAGGUUUAGAAAUGUUUACUGACACCUCCACCUACAACUGUACUGUAAAAACAACAUGGUGUUGUUCAAACAGACCGGUGUGAACCUUCACUCAGUGAUCACUCAUAUUAGACCUCAUCUGAGAUAAGUAUCGUCCUCUUCCAUCUUAAAAAAUAAACAUUUACAAAA